This is a messenger RNA of Pimephales promelas (fathead minnow), 1834 nucleotides long. RefSeq names its product syntaxin 8 (gene stx8). The record is from RefSeq and is a predicted model, not a curated record. Gene Ontology annotation, biological process: vesicle fusion; intracellular protein transport. NCBI's taxonomy places the organism in Eukaryota, Metazoa, Chordata, Actinopteri, Cypriniformes, Leuciscidae. Gene Ontology annotation, cellular component: endomembrane system; SNARE complex. Gene Ontology annotation, molecular function: SNARE binding; SNAP receptor activity.
CCGUCUGACGUCAUGCCCAAACAGGAACUGUUUUUUGAUGUGAUUUUCUCAUUUUCUACAGAAACGCUGGUAACUGAAACAAAAGUUCCGCAAUAUGUCACAGGAUUUCUGGUUACAGAAUUAUGAUGCAGCUUGUCGGAUGGCGCAAGAAAUUGCAGAACACAUCCAUGAAAGAAACAGACUGCAAAGAACUGGAGGAAAUCCAGCCAAGCUGAACAUGACCCUGAGAGCAUCAUUACAGAAGCUCAAACAGAAUAUAGCACAGCUCAGGGACACGUUGAAUCGAGCUGCUGUUCAAAGGCAGAUAAUGCAAGCUGAAGCAGACAGAAGACAAAACCUUGUUGAUGAUCUUGCUACCAGAGAAACAAGACUAAACGCCUCUUUCAAAGGAGACAUCUCAGAAGCGGAGCCAGCAAGGUCAAGUCUGAUGACAGGAGGAAAUGGGGGGUCGGGACCGGCAGUGAACCCGUGGCUGAUUAAUGAGUCUGAGGAGACCAGAGGACUCGGCUUUGGAGAAAUCAAACACCAACAACAGCAGAUUAUCGAAGCUCAGGAUGCUGGCCUGGAUGCUCUGGCUGCAGUCAUAAGUAGGCAAAAACAGAUGGGUCAGGAAAUCGGCAAUGAACUAGAAGAACAGAAUGACGCCAUAAAGCAUCUAAUCGGUAUUCUCGCCGCCCAGGCCGCAGUGCUGCUUAGUGGAUCUUGGCUUUGAUAUGGCGUGGUACAUCUGGAAUGAAUGUGUGCUUGUGACAGUCGUUUGCUGCACGGUCCCACAUUAAACAUCGGUGGCAGGAAUUCCCAGACGACACGAAGAAAUGAUCUAAAGCCCUGCAGACUGUGUGACCAAGAUGAGCGGUGAACGCUUUACACCUCUGGUUGCAUUCUAGAUACUUUUUUCGCAUGUCAAGACACAAGACAGAUUUGUUUUGAAAAAAAUAUGCUUUGGGUCUGAACAAAUGUCUUUGUUUUGAAAAGGAAGGAAGUUGCAUUUACAGACGCGAAUUGAUGUCAGUGCAGUCAUGUGUUAUGAAUGAUGGCGAGAUGUAGAACUCGAUAAUUUUCUACAGAGUAUCGAAGGAGACGACAGAUUGAGCACAUGGUGUUUUCACAACACGGAGGAAUUUAGCGUAUUAAAAAUGAGAUGUAAUGUAAUGAAACUUUAAUGGUAGUCUAGAUAGAACGUUCAACAAACACAUUAUCUAUCUGUAAGGUCUCAUUAGCUAGAAGAGAACGUAGUCUUCCUGCAAGUGAAGCUGUAAUUUAGUUGUUUUGUGAAGAGUUCUAGGGUAAAACUUGGUAACUUUAUACUUGGAACAAUUUUGACCCCCAUCUUGUGCUCUUUUCUUUUUUUUAAUUUCAGCCGCUAUGAACAUAUCUUUCUGUAUGAAUUUGAUUAAUACCAGAAACUAUGCAGAUACAGGGUCAGAUUUGCUUGAUUUUGUGACUGUGCCUAUUAUCAGUGUAUUUCAGUUCACAGUGAAACAUGACUUGUGUUUUUUUGGUUUGAAUGGGACAUGUUUGUUGACUGCAGACACUCUUGUCCUUAACCAUAAUCGUCCCAUAUUUAGCUCUGCAUCAAGCAAAAAAUUACCAUUUGUAACUUAAAACAGGGUUAGCAUCACUUUUAACCCAUGGUUAUGAACCUGAUUACAGUCCUAAUGCUGAAGUUCAGUUCUAUGAGAAUGUUACUGCAAAUUGUUUAGCAAAUGACUACCAAUCAUAAAAUAAACAGUUCUUAUCUCAUUAAAUAUUCAUGUUCUUUGUACAAAAACAGAUACUUUCACAUGCAAUGUUUAGUUUUAACAUCUGUGCAAAAAUAAAAAUGUCAAACAGU